CCCGGACCCGAACCCAAAGACUUGUCAUCCGAUGACCUGGAACGGCAACUAGCGUCCUUGGCCAUCGCAAUGCUGAGCGACAACCGCAUGCGAGCGAGCCUGCAGGUGGCUCCCCUGGAGCUCACCAAAGCUCGGUCUGAAGAGACAAACAAUGGCUCUUCUUCACACGAUCGGGCCCCCAAAGGCGAAUCAACCCUGGACAGUUCACAUCUGCGCUCGCAGAUGACACCGCCCGUUACGCCUCAUGGCUCGCAAGAGGAUCUCAGUCCCCGACCGGAAUCUCAUAUACCACCCGUCUUCCACAACUUUCUCCGCGCCUUUUAUCCCUUUCAUCCGACUCUCGCAAUGUCCGAUUCAAGCGUCACUCUGCCACUGGAUGAGGGAGACGUUGUUUUAGUGCACUCGAUCCACACCAACGGCUGGGCAGAUGGAACACUGUUGGCAUCAGGCGCGAGAGGAUGGCUUCCGACCAACUACUGCGAGGCGUACGAGCCCGAGGAAAUGCGGAAUCUCCUAAAAGCGUUGCUCAACUUUUGGGAUCUGCUGCGGAUCACGACCAUUGACGAGGGACACAUGUUUCAAAGCCAGGACUUUAUGAAGGGCCUCAUUGGUGGAGUGCGAUAUUUGUUGGCAAGUCCUCCCGCUACCUAUUUGUUUCGCACCCAGUGCUUAAACCGAGAGUCCAUUCUCAUUCAGCGGUGUGAAGCUCUACGAAGGUGCCGCAAAUCGCUCCUUUCAGAGCUUUCUUCGCUCGUCAAGACGUCAAAGCAGCUCCAAGAUCUCCAAUUAGUGGCACUGGACUUCCCUGAAGAGAUCAACGACGUCGUGGACACGAUGAUCUUGAAGGCAUUCAAAAUCAUCACCAAGGGGGUUCGGUUUCUCGAUGUCCUGGACGAUGAUAGGCGAGCUCACUCUUCUUCGCUCACAACUGAAACUUUGCCCCCAGUGAUUGAGGAGACGUGCGUUCCUCCAACACCUCCCGCAGAUAGGGCAGCAUUUGGUGAGACGACAUCAGCCGCUAGGGAUGACCGUGCUUCCGCCAGCGCAGCUGCUGGAGACGCCGCUUCUCGUGCGUCCGGUGAGACCAACACCCUCGUUCGACCGGCGCAAAACAAUCGCUGGAGCAGGCGAUUGUCGUCCCUGAACGCGCAGGGUGGUCCUCAUUCGCGGCCACACUCUCAAGCCAGCGUGAACCGCCUCUCCACGAACAUGGCCCACAGGUUGUCGCUGGCUGGACCAUCUCCGCUUUCUCGCCCUCAUCACCUGGUAUCUGAGCGUCUAAGCAAGAGUCAUGACAAGUUUCUUUCGCAUCUUGGCUCUUUCAUUGGUCGUUUGCAUUUGCAGUCUCAGUCACGACCUGAGCUUGCGACGGCCAUCAAGCAAUCCGCCCUUUCUGGUGGAGAACUCCUGGCAGUCGUGGAUGCGGUUUGCUCGCAAAGCAGCUCCAUGGUUGGCCCACUGGGAUUGUCACGGGAGGCCUUGCUCGAGCGCAUCCGGGACUUGGUGUUUGCUGCUCGAGACACUCUGGCGAAUGCGGAGAUAGAGGGAGCCGAUAUAAUCCUGCCACAGGAUAACACCAUCAUGCUCAUGUCGGCGACAGGCUGUGUGAGAGCAGCUGGCGAAUGCGUUGCCUUGACAAAGGGUGUGAUCGAGAGAACAGGAGAUUUCGAACUCGAGUCUGAUGGCAAUGCUCUUCAGUUAGACCUUAGCGUUCUGGACGCCACGGCGACAAGGUCAAGGACACCGUCGGUUGCAGAGAGAUCCGACGUUGCCAGCAUUGCCAGCUCCGCCCACACCACAGAGUCGAAUAGCUCUUCCGCCAGGCGGCCAAGUGUAGUGGCACUUGACAAGCCUCUACCUCGUGUCCCCGAAAGCCAACCUGACGAAGAAACUACCCCCCAGGCCCAAACCCCCAAGACUUCUCGGCCUUCCUCGGUGGCGGAAGGAGCCGUAUCUAGUCCAGCGUCCUCUGCUACAUCAGUUGGCCGAACGCUCCCUCCCUUGCCCAGACUUACCACCACACCCAUGCCCUACCAGAGUGCGGAUGACGGCGGUUCAGCCCGUGGACAGGAUCCCCAUUCUUCCUUUGACAGCAUGGCUGGCUCUAGUGCUGGCAGCAGCACAACCUACAUGAGCAGGGAUUCUGAAGUCAGCCUCGUCUCCCAGACCUCAACACGCGCCACUACCCCUGAUCAUACAAUAGUUCCCCGGAGCCAACCUUCUAUCUCUGAGUUGAGCUCUACAGGAACCCAUGAUGAGGACGCCGACGAUGUCGAGUCCAAAUUAUUGAUGAAGACCUAUGCGCAUGAGCUCGUUUUCAACAAAGAAGGCCAAGUGACGGGCGGCACACUGCCGGCAUUAGUCGAACGCUUGACCACGCAUGAGGCCACCCCUGAUGCUACAUUCGUCUCGACUUUCUAUCUGACCUUUAGGCUUUUCUGCACGCCCGUACAGUUGACGGAGGCGCUCAUCGACCGCUUCGAAUACGCGGCGGAAUCACCCAAGACCUCAAGCCCUGUCCGUCUGCGGGUAUAUAAUGCCUUCAAGGGCUGGCUUGAGUCGCAUUGGCGUGACCAGGCCGACCGUGAUGCACUGAAGCUCAUCAUCCCCUUUGCAGAGGAGCGCCUCAACGCCGUCUUGCCCUCUGCUGGCACCCGGUUGCUGGAAUUAGCGAAUCGCGUAUCUGGGGAGGGUGCGCUGGUGCCCCGGCUUGUGUCCUCCAUGGGCAAGGCCAACACAGCCAUCGGCCAAUAUGUGCCUGCAGAACUGCCGCUUCCCUCUCCCGUCAUCUCAAAGGCCCAGCAGAACACGCUGCACUCCUUCAAGGCCGGCAACGCCUCACCAACCAUACUCGACUUUGACCCACUGGAGCUCGCUCGUCAAAUAACCAUCAAGCAGAUGAACAUUUUCUGCUCCAUCCUGCCCGAGGAGCUUUUGGCCUCUCAGUGGAUGAAGAAGGGCGGAGUGGAUGCCCCCAACGUCAAGGCCAUGUCCUCCUUAUCCACAGACUUGUCCAACAUGGUUGCCGAGACGAUACUUCAUCAUACUGAGCUCAAAAAGCGUGCGGCCGUCAUUAAACAGUGGAUCAAGAUUGCACAGCAAUUCCUGGAGCUACACAACUACGACGGCCUGAUGGCCAUUAUCUGCACGCUUAACAGCAGCACCAUCACUCGCCUGCGCAAGACUUGGGAUGCGUUAUCACAGAGGCGGAAGGACGCUCUCCGCAGCUUGCAGGAGAUCGUGGAGCCAUCGCAGAACAACAAAGUUCUUCGCACCAAGCUGCAUGACCAUGUCCCCCCUUGCCUGCCCUUCCUCGGCAUGUAUCUGACUGACUUGACUUUUGUGGACAUUGGCAAUCCGUCAACGAAGCAAGUAUCGUUGGGCAGCGAAUCUGAGGAAGACGGAGGAGGAGGCUUGACCGUUGUCAACUUUGACAAGCAUACUCGGACAGCCAAGAUUAUCGGCGAGCUUCAGCGAUUUCAGAUCCCUUACCGGCUGACUGAGCUGCCUGAUAUGCAGGAAUGGCUGUCCGCGCAGUUUCAGCUCAUCCGCGAAGGAGACCACGGCAAUGUCCAAGUGACAUACUAUAGAAAGAGUCUCCUGCUUGAGCCUCGCGAAACGGCAGCGAGACGGGACUCUGAAACGCCGGCUGGAGCUGCGACGUUAUCAACUCCAUCUACCCGAACAGAUCUCUUUGGGUGGAUGACGCGAAGUGGCCAGAGUUCCACACCAACACAACCUUGA
Trichoderma citrinoviride is the source of this 3744-nucleotide messenger RNA. RefSeq names its product guanine nucleotide exchange factor. Lineage: Eukaryota; Fungi; Ascomycota; Sordariomycetes; Hypocreales; Hypocreaceae. Gene Ontology annotation, biological process: positive regulation of GTPase activity; Ras protein signal transduction. The coding region runs from base 70 to 3744 and encodes 1224 amino acids. Gene Ontology annotation, molecular function: protein binding; guanyl-nucleotide exchange factor activity. Gene Ontology annotation, cellular component: plasma membrane. The transcript is spliced from 2 exons. The record is from RefSeq and is a predicted model, not a curated record.